Molecule: messenger RNA, 813 nt
Organism: Castor canadensis (American beaver)
Lineage: Eukaryota; Metazoa; Chordata; Mammalia; Rodentia; Castoridae
Source: RefSeq, a predicted model, not a curated record
AUGGGGAGCCCUACUUGCCCCCUGCCCCCUGGUUACACAGCCACCGAGGCGCCGGGAGAGGCACUUCGCUUCCAUGAGGACGCCAGGGGCGCGCAGGUACAUCUGGACGAGGUUGGGUGCAUCGCGCGAAGGUGUGCCACCUUCCACGACGGCAUCGUGUUCAGCCAGCGGCCCGUGUGGCCCGGCGAGCGCGUGGCGCUGCGCGUUCUGCGGCAGGAGGGCGGCUGGUGCGGCGGCCUCCGCGUGGGCUUCACGCGCCUGGAUCCCGCGCGCGUCUCGGCGCCCUGCCUGCCGCCCUUCGUGUGCCCCGACCUGGAGCUGCAGAGCCCGACCUGGGCGUCCUUGCUGCCUGAGGGUUGCGUGCGCGCCGGGAGCAUAGUCUGCUUCUGGGUGAACCGCCGAGGCUGGCUCUAUGCUAAGGUCAAUGCCGGCCGCCCGCUCCUGCUGCGGAAAGACGUGCUCAUGGGCGCCCCGCUCUGGGCGGUGAUGGACGUAUAUGGGACCACCAAGGCGAUCGAGCUGCUGGGUGAGACAGCGUCACAGCUGCCAGAGCCUCAGCCUUGGAACCGCUGGUUUGAUAAUCCAGCCACACCCAUGGUCCCGGGUGAGGAGGCUGUGCCUGACCUCAAAGGCACAUCAGGAGAGGAGUGUGUCAUCUGCUUCCACCAUGCUGCCAACACUCGUCUUGUCCCCUGUGGCCACUCACACUUCUGCAGCUCCUGUGCCCAAAGAGUCUUCAGGGACACAGCCAAGUGCCCUGUGUGUCGCUGGCAGAUUGAGGAGGUAGCCCUGGGGACUGGAGAAUGCUCAUAA